Messenger RNA from Lethenteron reissneri (Far Eastern brook lamprey), 2319 nucleotides. Its product is annotated as MAP kinase-activated protein kinase 2-like. NCBI's taxonomy places the organism in Eukaryota, Metazoa, Chordata, Hyperoartia, Petromyzontiformes, Petromyzontidae. The record is from RefSeq and is a predicted model, not a curated record. Gene Ontology annotation, molecular function: ATP binding; protein kinase activity. Gene Ontology annotation, biological process: protein phosphorylation.
UCACUUGCCGAGGGAGUGAAGAGAGACGGAGAGAGACACACGGAGAGAGAGAGAGAGACGGAGAGAGACACACGGAGCGAGCGAGAGCGAAAGAGACUGUUUGGCUUAGGUCGGGAUAUGCGCCGCGUGCGCGCGAUUCUAUGCGCCCUCGUCUCGUCCCAUCAGCGAUGUGGACCAACGUCAAUCAAAACGUCCAGGGCAUAGGCGCUCAACAGCAGCAGCAGCAACAGCAGCAACAGCAGCAGCAGCUGCAGUGUCAACCGAGACCAUCUCUGCAGACCAAGAGACACGCGCUCACCGAUGACUAUCAGGUCACUGGGCAAGUGCUGGGACUCGGAGUGAACGGGAAGGUGUUGGAGUGCACCAGCAAGGCGACGGGGCACAAAUACGCGGUGAAGAUGGUGGGCGACUCGUCGAAGGCGCGCCGCGAGGUGGAGCUGCACGCCCGCGCCUCGGGCUGCCCGCACAUCGUGCGCCUCGUGGACGUCUACGAGAACACGAGUCAGGGCAAGGCGUGCCUGCUCAUCGUCAUGGAAUGCAUGGAGGGAGGAGAGUUGUUCAGCCGGAUACAAGAUCGUGGCGACCAGGCGUUCACGGAACGAGAGGCCUCGGAGACGAUGAGGGACAUUGGGCAGGCCAUCCUCUCGCUGCACUCCAUGAACAUCGCUCACCGCGACGUCAAGCCCGAGAACUUGCUGUACACAACGCGCCAGUCGGACGCCGUCCUGAAGCUCACCGACUUCGGCUUCGCCAAGGAGACGACACCCUUCGACUCGCUCAGCACGCCCUGCUACACCCCCUACUACGUGGCGCCCGAGGUGCUGGGGCCUGAGAAGUACGACAAGUCGUGUGACAUGUGGUCCCUCGGGGUCAUCAUGUACAUCCUGCUCUGCGGAUUUCCUCCCUUCUACUCGAACCACGGGCUCGCCAUCUCUCCCGGCAUGAAGAAGCGAAUCCGAAUGGGCCAGUACGAGUUCCCCAACCCCGAGUGGGCCGACGUCUCCGAGGAGGCCAAACAGCUGAUCCGCCAGCUGCUGAAGACCGAUCCCACGCAGCGAAUGACCAUCGCCGAGUUCAUGAACCACCCCUGGAUCAACCGCUGGAUGGAGGUGCCGCCCACCCCGCUGCACACGAGCCGCGUGCUGCAGGAGGAGCGGGAGAUGUGGGACGAGGUGAAGGACGAGAUGACGAGCGCGCUGGCGACGAUGCGUGUCGACUACGAGCAGGUGCGCAUCAAGCAGCUCGACGAGUCCAGCAACCCGCUGCUCAACAAGCGGCGGCGGCGGCGGCGCCGGCACCGCCGCGGGGCGGGCGGCAGUCCCCACGUCGACGACGACGACGACGACGAGGAGGAGGAGGAGGAAGAGGAGGAGGCGGGGGGCGGCCGCGGGGAGGAGGAGGUCAUCGCCGAGGAGGAGGCGACGCCGCAGGACAUGUCCGUGAGCCUCUCCGAGGAGAUGCUGGACGCCAGCGAGGGCCCCAACAACAACGCGGACGCUGUCCCCGCGGCGUCCAGUGGCGGGGCCGCGUCUCUCCAGCCCUAACGACGGCCAUCCCCCCCCCCUCCUCUCUCUAUCUCCCUCCCUCCCUCUCUCUCUCUCUUGCUCUCUCUUAUUCACUCGCUCGCCCUCUCCCUACCCGGCCCCUGCCGUUCCCUGUCGUCUCGCUGAGCUCUGGCGGUCGGUGUUUGGCGUCGCCGAGCUGCGUCGCCAUCACCGGCAUCGCGCCGGCACCGGUCGGGGGUUAGACGCCGCCGAACGAGCACCCGAGGGGCCCCGCAGCCCGGAGAUGGGACCUCUUCGCUCGAGACUCUCCGGGUCGUUGGGUAGCCAACGGUCACACAGCGACAGGCGUACUGGAUGCGGCGUGCCGGGCGGGGGAAAUAUUCUCUGGGAUGGGUCGCUGGCCCGGACAGACCCCAGAUCCCGCCCCCCCACCCCCGCCUUACUGGCGUGAAUCUCUGCCCAUGCCCCUUCGUCCACAAGCAGCGUAGCAGACCACCCGACUCCAUCCUCGGCGCAGAAUCCACGGCAGGCGACCGCCUGACGACGAAUCGACGCGGCGCGAGCCGUCGCAGCCCGGGACUGCGACGAGACCACCAGCCUCCUCACCGACGAAUCGAUCUCUGAGAUCGCCCCGACUGUGGACGCGAUGGUGGAACAACACGGGGGAACUCCUGACGAGGCACGUGUGGCGGAACGUCUAACAACGAGGACAAGCACGGCACGACUCGACAACGGCGGAGAGGCCGCAUGGCACGACCACGAGAAGCGACGUGGCGGUUCUGAGAUAGCGGGGGGGGGGGGGGGGGUGAGGGGG